Molecule: messenger RNA, 1422 nt
Organism: Monoraphidium neglectum
Lineage: Eukaryota; Viridiplantae; Chlorophyta; Chlorophyceae; Sphaeropleales; Selenastraceae
Exons: 7
Coding region: 1-1422 (473 amino acids)
Biological process (GO): N-terminal peptidyl-methionine acetylation
Cellular component (GO): Golgi membrane
Molecular function (GO): protein-N-terminal amino-acid acetyltransferase activity; histone acetyltransferase activity
Source: RefSeq, a predicted model, not a curated record
AUGCUGGCCGCUGGCGAGCCGCUGCCCGGCUGCGCGGGGGCGUUGGCGGAGGCGGCGCUCGGCUCGGACUCGGCGGCUCUGCCCUGCGGACCGCUCAGCGUGCGGCCGCUGAACCCAAACGACUUUGGCCCUGUCAAGGUGGCUCACGGCGAAUUGUUUCCUAUCGAUUACGACGAUGGCUUCUUUUAUAAGGCCACACAAGGACUGGACAGGAUUUUCUCUUGGGGUGCCUUUGUGCAGCCUGGCGGCCCUGGGGGCGGCGAGCAGCUAGUCGGCUUUGUGACGGCGCGGGUGGUGCGACUCCAUGAGUGCGACUCGCACGACCGGCAGCUGAUGGGGUUACUAAGCCUGGUCCUGGAUCAUGACAGCGCCGUCUACAUUCUCACAUUGGGGGUGGUGGACGGCUGGCGGGGCCGCGGCAUCGCGUCGCGGCUGAUACGGCUGGUGACACAGUACGCAGCAGAGACCAGGUGCCGCGCGGUCUUCCUCCACGUCAUCACCUACAACGACGCCGCCAUACGCCUCUACACACACGCCGGCUUCGUCUGCGCCGGGCGCCUGCCCGGCUUCUACUUCAUCCACACCGGCCGUCAGCCCGACCCGACCAACUGCGUGUACGACGCCCUGCUGUUUGUGCACCACACGGCGCCGGAUUGGAGCUACAGCGGGUGGGACGUGGUCGCGCUGGCGGUCUCGCCGCUGAGGGCGGCCUGGGGGCGGAUUUACGGCUGCAUGCCGCAGCUGCUGAGGCAGCAGCCGCACGCCAGCCAACAGGUGCAGCUGCUCGAGCAGCUGCCUCCAGCACCGUCGACCUUGCACGCCGCGCCAUACGCACGCCAGCUGCUGCAGCAGCAGCAGCAACAGCAGCAGCAGCAGCAGCAGCAGCAGCAGCAGCAGCAGCAGCAGCAGCAGCAGCAGCAGCGGCCACCGUACGCCGCAAGCUGGGGUGCCAGGUCUCGGCCCUGGGGCCCCUGGAGGGCUCAUGCACCCCAGCAGCCGGGGCUGCCCUACAGCCGGCGUGCGGGCGCCGCGGCAGGCGCCGGCGGCGGCCAGGGCGGGCCCCACCAACGGCAGCUUGAGGAGGCCGCGGUGCUGUCGCAGCGGCGGCAGCCGCAAUUGCAGCAGAUGCUGCGGUAUCUGUUCAACCCCAGUUCGAGGAACGGGGCAGGCGACAGCAACAGCGGUGGCGGCAGUGGCGGCGGUGGCGAGGGAUCCUGGGGUGGCGGCGCCAGCGGCAAGCCCGGGCCCUUGUGGGGUUGCAACGGCAGCGGCGGCGGGGGAGGAGGCCGCGGCGCCGGCGGCGCCGGCGUGGGCGCGGGGGGCGGCCUCAACGGGGGUUACGUGCAGCUGCCCAGCAGUGCGACCGGCCCCAACCGCAGCACGCGUGGGGUAGGGGCGCCCACAGACUCGCACGUUGUCUGA